This is a messenger RNA of Aquila chrysaetos chrysaetos, 1095 nucleotides long. RefSeq names its product T-cell activation Rho GTPase-activating protein-like. The coding region runs from base 1 to 1095 and encodes 364 amino acids. Gene Ontology annotation, molecular function: GTPase activator activity. Lineage: Eukaryota; Metazoa; Chordata; Aves; Accipitriformes; Accipitridae. The record is from RefSeq and is a predicted model, not a curated record. Gene Ontology annotation, biological process: signal transduction. The transcript has 10 exons.
AUGCCGGCUCUCAGGAGCCUCCGAGAUGGAGCCACUGAGCUGGAGCCGUGGUUCCAGCUGCUGGCUCCCUGCCCAUCCUGCCGCACCGCUCAGCACCGUGCUGCAGGCGCCAGGGCAGACGGGCUCCGGCUGCAGCAGGCGCUCUUUGGACAGCUCCUGGCAGCCCUCUGCGGGGAGGAGGCAAGCUGCCCCAGCCCCCUGCAGGAGAUGCUGGCUGUCCUGCAUAAGGAAGGACCGUCGACAGAAGGGGUAUUCCAAAGAGCUGCCAGCGGGACAGAGUUUUGUGAGCUGCGGGAGGCCCUGGACCACGGUGCGGAUGUCGACCUGGGCAGCCAGCCUGCACUGCUGCUGGCCGUCAUCUCGAAGGACUUCCUCCGAAGCAUCCCUGCCAAGCUCCUCGUGACAGACCUCUACGAGGACUGGAUGGCAGCGAUGCAGAAGAGCAGCAGGGAGGAGAAGUUUGAAGAGCUGAAAGCGGUGGCCGAGAAGUUGCCUGGAGCCAAUCUCCUCCUCCUCAAGCGGCUGCUGGCCCUCCUCCAGCACAUCGGCCACAACGCCUCCAGCAGCAGAAUGACCGCCGGCAACCUGGCCAUCUGCCUUGGGCCAAAUCUGCUGAGCCCACCUAACGAGGACCUGCUCUCCCUCGAGGCCAUGCUGGCGGUGACUGAGAAGGUGAACGUGCUGGUGGCGUUUCUCAUUGAAUACUGCGGUGACAUCUUUGUGGAGGAGAUGGCUGGCUGCUCCUGUCCAACAGCCGGGGAGUCGCCAGCACCCAUGGACAGUGCCGCAGACCUGCAUUUGGAAGAGCAAAGUGGCCCUGCAGGCAGAGCAGACAAGGACCACCAGGCAGAAGCCUUGCUGCACGCACCACCCGCCUCUCUGCUGGACGUCCUCAAAGAAGCUGCGGGAGACGCGGUGGCGGAGUCCGAAAUGGCAGAGGCACCCGUUGCUUUGGCUCCAACCACCCUGGGGACCACAGUAGACUCCCUGGGAUGCACAGAAGGACUAAAGAGCGUUUCAGAGGAAAGAAGGUUUUUAGGCUCCCCACAGGAAAAGGAAAACCAAAAGAAGUGCCGUUUCCCUGUUACUGGCUGA